This is a messenger RNA of Nothobranchius furzeri (turquoise killifish), 1667 nucleotides long. RefSeq names its product serine/threonine/tyrosine kinase 1a (gene styk1a). The record is from RefSeq and is a predicted model, not a curated record. Gene Ontology annotation, cellular component: plasma membrane; signaling receptor complex. Gene Ontology annotation, molecular function: ATP binding; transmembrane receptor protein tyrosine kinase activity. Gene Ontology annotation, biological process: protein phosphorylation; cell surface receptor protein tyrosine kinase signaling pathway; multicellular organism development. NCBI's taxonomy places the organism in Eukaryota, Metazoa, Chordata, Actinopteri, Cyprinodontiformes, Nothobranchiidae.
UGAGGGGAGGGUGGUGGGCGUGGCUCACCUGGGAGAGAGAGAGAGACAAGAGGAAGGACGAGUGAGAGAGUGACAGGCAAACAGAAACUCCACUUUCAGAGCAGAACCAAAGGAAAUGUGUCUCCCUGUGGAUUUGGACCGGAACAAUGAAAACCAGGAAAGGAGGCGGGAUUUUAUCUCGGAACUUUAAAGUUUUACGUCACGCUGAGUCUGACACCUGAGAGCUUACACCAAGCUGGCCAGCAUGGCGUCCACCGCUUCCAACAACACCGUGUGCCAACAGAGCGACACCAUCUGCUUUAUUCGGGAGUACCAGCUGGAAGUGAUCGUGGUCCCGGCGCUGCUCAUCUCAACCACGGUCCUCACCCUGCUGGUCAUCUGUUUGUGUAUGUGCUGCCGUAACCAAGAACGCUCACGAGCAAGACACCGCCACCACAGCUCCAAACACAGACAAACACACACACAACGCCACACACAGGCUCACCACAACACACACCACAACACACACCCCCUCCACCAGCCGAAGACACACCACCACACACACCACCGCAACACUCGACCACAACCUCGCACAAGGACACACAACAACAAACACCACUUGCAUGGAAUAGACGCACCACCGGGAAUAAACCCACUGGAACACGAAGAAGUGCCGAUGACUGUUCAAAACAGGAGACCAACUCAGGCGGCAGUGCCGCUGACGUCCACAGAGAGGCCUCCUGGAGGCUUCGGCCAGGUCACUGCACUGCCCGCAUCGUUCUCCAUGAAACCCAACGACACAGCGAGCCUUUACAGAGGCCGCAUGGACAGCAGAGACGUCGUCUUGAGGAUGCUGAAAGAAACAGCCGACAGCAGAGAGACACAGAACUUCUUGGACUUUGCCUCCUUCCUGAGUGCCCUCGGGCCUCACCCCUUCAUUCCUGCCGUGCUGGGUGUGGUUUCGGUGCAGCGGCCUCUGACGCUGGUGGUGGAGGAGCUGAAGAACAGAGACCUGCUGGGCUUCCUGUGGCGGUGCAGACAGGAGAACUCCGUUCAUGACAUGACGGAGAAGAGGAUUUUCAUCAUGGCCGGACAGGUGGCCACCGCUCUGGAGUACCUGCACAGUAAGGGCUACGUCCACGGUAAGGUGGCGGCUCGCAGCAUCCUGGUUGGAAGCGACCUGACAGCCAAACUGUGGGGCUUAGGCUCAGCUUUCCGCAGAGCCAGGUCCAGUUCAGGGGGGGCGGUGGAGGAUAUGGAGCUCAGGAAGUGGCAGGCGCCCGAGGUUCUGGUCGGGAGGCCCGUCAGUCCGAGCAGCGACGUAUGGUCCUUUGGUAUUCUGCUCUAUGAAAUGGUGACUCUGGGUGACCCACCUUUUGCUGACAUCAUGGCGACUGACCUCGUGCAGUACCUCCAAAGAGGAAACACCCUCAAACGGCCGCCGACAUGCUCCACCUCGCUGUACGCCGUCAUCCGGUCCAGCUGCCACUGGAACCCCCAGCGACGGGCCCCCUUGGCAGAACUGAUCCGAGUCCUUCGGGCCGGAGAGGAAUCAGCCAAUGGGAGGACGGUUCUCAGAGUUCCUGAACCGCACAACUUGGAGCGAUACACGAGGGAGGCGGGAAUCGGACAGGCCUUCAGCUAUGCCGUGCUCUGAUUGGCUGAGACUGCUGUCCACCAGAACGCCC